GUGCUGUGCCGAGGUGGCUGGAAGCUGGCCAUGUUCUGAAGCGGUUCUCCCGGACCCGCCUCGGAUCCGCACGGCGCAGCUCGCGGCUCUCGGUGGAGGAACUGCCCGCCCCGCGUCCCCCGCGCGGUGCUCGAAUCAUGGCAAGUCCAAGAACAAGGAAAGUUCUCAAGGAAGUCAGAGCACAAGAUGAGAACAACGUCUGCUUUGAAUGCGGUGCGUUUAACCCCCAGUGGGUGAGUGUGACUUAUGGAAUCUGGAUCUGUCUGGAGUGCUCAGGAAAACACCGAGGCCUGGGAGUCCACCUCAGUUUUGUACGUUCUGUAACUAUGGACAAAUGGAAAGAUAUUGAGCUGGAGAAAAUGAAGGCUGGAGGUAACAGCAAAUUUCGAGAGUUCUUGGAGUCUCAGGAUGACUAUGAUCCCUGCUGGUCAAUGCAAGAGAAGUACAACAGCAAAGCUGCAGCACUUUUUAGAGAUCAGGUUGCUACAGUAGCUGAGGGCAAGGAGUGGUCCCUUGAAACUUCUCCUGCCAGGAACUGGACACCACCUCAACCUAAAACAUCUCUCUCUUCCACCCAUCGUAGUUCUGCUGGACCUCCUCAGAAUGCAGCUGCCUCUUCUGACAAGGCUUUUGAAGACUGGUUAAAUGAUGAUGUCAACUCCUACCAAGGGUAAUGCAAUAUUUAUUAA
This is a messenger RNA of Meleagris gallopavo (turkey), 689 nucleotides long. The record is from RefSeq and is a predicted model, not a curated record. NCBI's taxonomy places the organism in Eukaryota, Metazoa, Chordata, Aves, Galliformes, Phasianidae.